Molecule: messenger RNA, 926 nt
Organism: Musa acuminata subsp. malaccensis (wild Malaysian banana)
Lineage: Eukaryota; Viridiplantae; Streptophyta; Magnoliopsida; Zingiberales; Musaceae
Product: probable calcium-binding protein CML7
Cellular component (GO): myosin II complex
Molecular function (GO): calcium ion binding
Source: RefSeq, a predicted model, not a curated record
CGCAACGGACUCGGAUCUUGUAAUUGUUGAGGCGGACCCGGGGGAAACAAUUUUUACGAACCGGUCCGACCCGGCGCCGAGAGGAUUAAAGUGGCUUUCCACCGACGUCACUUUGUGCUUGCCAAAAAGCGAAGGUGAGGGGACGGAGGGAACGAAAAGCGAGCAAUGGGGAAGGAGGAGCUUACAGAGGAGCAGGUGGCGUCGAUGCGAGAGGCAUUCACCCUGUUCGACGCGGACGGGGACGGCCGGAUCGCUGCGUCCGAAUUGGGGAUCCUGAUGCGUUCCCUGGGCGGCAACCCCACGCAGGCCCAGCUGAAGGAGAUCGCCGUCUCGGAGAGCCUCACCGCCCCCUUCGAUUUCCCCCGCUUCCUAGACCUCAUGCGCAAGUACCUCCGUCCGGAGCCCUUCGACCGCCAGCUCCGUGACGCCUUCCGCGUCCUCGACAAGGACGCCACCGGCACCGUCGCCGUUGCCGAUCUCCGCCACGUCCUCACCAGCAUUGGCGAGAAGCUUGAGCCCGACGAGUUCGAUGAGUGGAUCCGCGAGGUGGAGGUCGCCCCUGACGGCACCAUCCAUUACGAGGACUUCAUCCUUCGCAUGGUCGCCAAGUGAUCCACCGAUCCCAUCCCAUCCAAUGACUUCUGGCCCAGAGUUUCUUUUCCAACCAAAAGAAUUGGCUGAAGAGCUGCGCAUGAAUGAAUGAGUUGGUUGUAAGUUGUGGCUUUUCUCCAGCAUUAUGUCAAACAUGGUUGUUCUAGCAAUACUUUAAUUAACAUUUUAGUUUCUUAGGUGGUUGACUCUUCAAGUGAAUGUCUUGAAGCCGAUUGUGUUUUACUGACUCGUGUUGUUUCUAAUGUAUCUGUAGCUUUUUGCAUGUGGUGACAACUAAAUAGUUAUGCAUCAGAGUUGGGAACCUUACAUUUGCA